Messenger RNA from Eruca vesicaria subsp. sativa (arugula), 2661 nucleotides. NCBI's taxonomy places the organism in Eukaryota, Viridiplantae, Streptophyta, Magnoliopsida, Brassicales, Brassicaceae. The record is from the annotation of a GenBank genome assembly.
CCUUUUCAAUAUUCUCUACGUUUCAUAUGCCUUAUUUUAGAAUACAUACGCCUCUACAUACACAAAUCUGUAUAUAAAACAAGAAAUAUCGCCUUCUUCACGCAUUAUCUAUACCUGAAUAAAAGAAGAGAUUCGAUCAAAAAAAAAGAGAGAACCCCAGAUAAAGAGAAAACCCGCAAAGAAGAGGAACAAAUAAUUCUCAAAUAAUCAAUGGCCAAGAAAGUGAGAAAGCUUCACGUAAUGGUGAAGCCGGUGAGACUCGAUGGUUUACCGGCUGUUCUCGGAGGCCAGACGGAAGCAAAGAAUGUUUUCGCGAUGGUGGAAUUGAAAUGGAAAGGACCCGUCUCUGGUUUCGGAUUGGGGCUCGUCCCUUUCUAUCGGUCAAACCGACCCAUCAACCACACGAGCUCUAAACCGAUUGCUUUGGGCGUAAGCCAUGUCAAAUGGGAAGAAGAGUUCGAACGCAUUUGUUGUAUUGUUGGCCCGUGGAACCUUUCCUUCAGUGUUUUCUACGGGGAGACUAUAGACGCAAAAAACAAAAAGGCUAUCGUCGGAAAAGCGUCGUUAGAUUUGGCGGAGUUGGCUUCGAAACUUGAAUCAACGGUGGAGAGACAGCUUCCGAUUAGGUCAAAGGGUUUACUUUGGAAGGGAGCAACCCUUGUGGUCAACGUGACUUUUUCUGAAGUAAGAAACGAACCAGACGAUUUUACACAACUCGGUCCGGUAACGGUUGACUCCGCGAUCACGACAAAGAUGGCAAGUCGUCGCGGCGGCAUUGAUUUCGACACUUCUUCCUCACCAGCCACCGCUUCAAAUUCCGGUGCUGUCAGCCCAAUUUUAGGAACAGGGUCGAAUUCAAGCCCAGAGAAUCAGUCUGAACCGGGUCAAAAAGCCGGGUUUAACUGGUGGAAGAGACGACGGUUAAGCUUUUCCAUGACCUGGAGAAGAGAACCGAGAGAGGAGGAAACCUCAACAAAGAUACCGUCGGCGACGGAAUCAGGAAAGCCGGCGACGGAGUUAUCGAUCGAGCCAAACAAAUGGGUGGUGAAGGAUCUAGCGAGCCGCGACGGAAAAUGGAAGCUGAGAUCGGAAGUUUACACGGCGUCGAUUGAUCAGAGAAGCGAGCAAGCCGGCGGAGAAGCGGCUUGCGCGGCGGUUGCGGUGGUGGUGGCUCAUUGGUUCCAAGCGAAUCCUCGGUUAAUCAAUCCUUCAGGAACAGAGUUCGAUUCGCUAAUCACGCAAGGAUCUUCCUUGUGGCAAUCUCUCUCCGACAAAGAAUCGUAUCUGACAUUGUUCCCGGACAGACAUUUCGAUCUGGAGACAAUCGUGUCCGCAAAAUUACGACCGAUCAGGGUUUGUACUGAGCAUUCGUUUACUGGGUUUUUCAACCCGGAGAGAUUCGCUUCGUUGGAAGGUUUAAUGUCGUUCGAUCAGAUCUGGGACGAAGUGGAGAAAGAAGUAGCGGUUGCGUCGGGGAAUGGGGAGUCUAGGGUUUAUAUUGUUAGCUGGAACGAUCAUUUCUUUGUGGUGAAGGCAGAUUUGGACGGGUAUUGUGUGAUUGAUUCGUUAGGGGAGAGAUUAUUCGAAGGUUGCAAGCAAGCUUACAUUCUCAAAUUUGAUGAUUCGAGUUUGAUGUAUGAGAAAGAGGCAUCGUCGGAGAAAUUGGUUUGUAAGGGUAAAGAGUGUUGCAGAGAGUAUAUAAAGAGGUUUCUUGCGGCGAUUCCGGUGGCUGAGUUGGCGGCAAAGGAGGAGAAAGGGAAUGUUGUUGAUGUGUCUCUUCUUCAUGAGAAACUUCAGAUUGAUUUGCAUCAUAUUAUGUUGACUGCUGACUAGAGAUUUGAUAUUCUGGUUAGUGUAGAUUUGUUAGGAUUGUGAAUAGAGAGAGUAUGUUGUGCAUAUUGUUCGUUAUAAUCAUCACGUUAAGUUAAGCCAAUGUGUUGGGGGUGAAAAACAAUAAGAAGUUUCCAUUUGCUUGGUGUUGGUUCUAGAAUCCAAACAUGGUUUCUACUUUUUCCUUGUUUUGAGUAUGAAAGUAAGAACAGAGCAAGGAUUUUGGGACAAGAAGCAAAACAAAGUGUAGCUUAGGUUUUGUGUUCUUGUUUAUAUUAAGAUGGAAGAAGAACUACCUGGUACGGGAAACAAAAAAAAAAAAAAAGUGUAGUUUAGCUCCGAUUUUAACGGGGUGGGUCUCUCCGGGUGAUCUCCUACUUGACUUCAGGAAGUGUUAAAGCUCUUAUUGUAGACCUUUACUUCACCUAACUUCGGGUUAGGUUGCUCUUUUGAGAGUAUGAUCUUUAUUCUUUACAUUGAGACCCAAUUUGUGAGUGUUCGUAUUACCCUGAUAAUGGAUUUUAGAUUUUAGUUGUUUGGCCUCCGGUGUAGCGUAGAAGAAAUGGUCUUUAGAUGGGAUACCAGUCUUUUUGCUGAAGAUGCAGCGGAUCUCAUCUACGUGGGAUGCCCAAAUGAUUGUCUAAUCUACUUUACCAAAUGAGUAUCCACAUAAUGAGGUCACAUUGUGGAAGCAUGGACCAGAUGCCUAUAAUGACUUCUCAUCAAAAAAUACAUGGGAGCAUAUUCAUGUACAAAACCUCGAGAAAAAUAGGCUUAAGCUGGUCUUGUUUGAACAAUCAGUUCAACGCAGGCCUUCACAUUCUGGUUAGU